GCCGAGCCGGACCGGGCCGAGAUGGCGGCGGCGGUGGCGUCUGGGACGACGGUGUGGAGCGGCUUCCUGCGGCUCUGCUUCGUGUUCGGUCUGUCCUUUCUGGCGCUCACCGGGCUGCUGCUGGUGCAGCUGGCCAACGCGGCCAAGAAUUUUGAGGAUGUCCGGUGUAAAUGUAUUUGUCCUCCUUAUAAAGAACAUUCUGGAUACAUUUAUAACAAGAACAUAACUCAGAAAGAUUGUAAUUGCCUGCAUGUUGUAGAACCCAUGCCAGUCCCAGGACCUGAUGUCGAAGCCUACUGCCUUCGUUGUGAGUGCAAAUAUGAAGAAAGAAGUUCUGUCACAAUCAAAAUUACAAUUAUAAUUUAUCUGUCUAUUCUGGGCCUGCUUCUUCUGUACAUGGUAUACCUUACAUUUGUUGAGCCUAUCUUGAAGAGGCGUCUCUUUGGACACUCCCAAUUGAUACAGAGUGAUGAUGAUGUUGGGGAUCACCAGCCCUUUGCAAAUGCCCAUGAUGUGCUAGCCCGAUCUCGCAGCCGGGCUAAUGUGCUCAACAAAGUGGAAUAUGCCCAGCAGCGUUGGAAGCUUCAAGUACAAGAGCAGAGGAAGUCUGUGUUUGACCGGCAUGUGGUCCUCAGUUAAUCAGGAACCUAGUGCCAAGGUGACUGGAAGGAAGGAAGGAAGUGGGCUUCAGGAAAAACUGCUCAUAUCUUCCUGAUUUUUUAAACCACUGCUGAGAGAUUUCACCAAACUUGUUGGAUAGUUCAAAACUGGAAGCAGAAAAAAAAGCUUUUUUUAAUUUAAAAAAUAAAAGGUAUUAACUGGAAAAUGUUAAAAGCACAUGUCUCAGAAGCCAAAAAGCCACAAACAGUUCUUUCUGGCUUUUCCUAAUGAAGCUAAAUCUACCUAUGAAUUAUCUUGAGAUCUUUUCUCUCUGGCAAACAUUCAUUUCUUUCUGCAUUCUUCCUUACCUUAAUUCUAACAUGUUUUUCAGGACAACUUUCACACUCUUCGUCUUUAGGGGGAGGGAAACACAACUUUCACAAGACACUUUAUUCCAUGGACUUUUGUAAAUAGAUGUUUCCUAUCGUAUUUUUGUGCUUGGCCUCAUUUUCAGCGGAAUCAGCUUCUGCUGGAAAUGCUGACUUGCUCAGCCGAUUUUUAGCACUGAUGGUGUCCUAAGCAGAUGAUUGGCUCUUGGCAACACUUAGUACGUUGACUGUGAAAUAUUACUGACAGAAAUGCAGAUUUACUUUGGUACUGUGAUGUAGAUAAAACUCUCCAGUCUCAUGCAGAGCAUUCUGGUAUGGAAUGGCCCUUUGCUAGUUUUCUCAGUGACUGAACAAAUGGUGUUGGUGUUUGUGGUCCUUCUUAACCUCUUCUCAUGGCCUUAGGGAUAAGCCUCAAGAUGUGGAAACCAUGUGAUAAAGAAACCCAUCUCUAAAGUUAAGCCUAUCUGAAUUGGUGGUUUACGUACAUUCUUCAGCAUUUCCAGUCAUCCUGGAAGUUGACUGGUGGGCUUUGUGUAAGUCUCUGAACUGUAACUAAGGUCCUGGACUCCACCCUUUGAGAGCUGUAACAGCUAUUGGAUAACUGGCUCUUUACUUUCUACAUCCUCUUUGGAAUGUAACAAUAAAAAUUAAUUUUUGAAAAACCCA
Messenger RNA from Vombatus ursinus (common wombat), 1655 nucleotides. RefSeq names its product TMEM9 domain family member B (gene TMEM9B). The coding region runs from base 22 to 639 and encodes 205 amino acids. Gene Ontology annotation, cellular component: lysosomal membrane. Gene Ontology annotation, biological process: positive regulation of canonical NF-kappaB signal transduction. The transcript is spliced from 5 exons. Lineage: Eukaryota; Metazoa; Chordata; Mammalia; Diprotodontia; Vombatidae. The record is from RefSeq and is a predicted model, not a curated record.